CCCAGAGAUUUGGGCCAACAGCGUGUCCGGGUUUUGGAACGCAGUAUCGCAACUGUAUAUUCUGGGCACUAUACUGGUAGUAACGGUAGUCCGUUUACGGUUUCCGACCGUCCCGUGCGUGGAUCCACCCGGGAGGACGACAGUAACUCUUCCCUGUACGAGUGCACCUCAGUCAUUGCGAUGCCGGUGUCCUGACCAGUUUGUUUAAAAGUCGCGUCGUACUUGUGAAGCAAACGCUGCGUGUGCACAGUAGCACCGUUCGCGCCGAUAUGUCGGACCGCGAAGUUCGCUCCCGCAAGAAGCGCAAAGGAGCGUUGGAGAAAGUUACAGGAACGGCUGAGGAAGGUUACAAGGCAAAGCACAAACCUCAAAAGCAUUCGGAUACCGAGCAAGAAGAUGACGCGUCGGUUGCUGAACCGAGCACAACUGCAAGAAUUACGUUUUUGGUAGUUUUCAUCGUCUUGGCCGUCAUGGUGGGAGCUGUCAUUCUGGCCCUGCAAAGUUCUUCGUCUUUUAGUACAUUUUCUAAUGAAGCUGGGCUUGAAGCAAACGAAGACUUCAUAGUUGCCCAAGAGAAAGUGGAUGUUGAAAGUCAGCAUUAUGCUACCGAUGUGGAGGGAUCUAAUGAGAUAGAACCUAGUGUCCAAAGUAAAGAGCAAAGCAUCAACUUAGGAGCCAUGAAUACAGAUCCAACAGAGCCACAGCAUGCAUCUCAGCAUGCAGCUCAGCUUGACAGUGGCCAUACACCAACUCAGAGUUUUGGGUCUGUCCCAAACACAGAGAAGGUGGAGUUGCCUUUUAGGCAGACAUCAGAUAUAGUGUCUUCAACACUAACAGAAACAGAUGUUCUCAGCUCCACAGAAGUACUACAGUCGUUGGAGGAGCCUACAGAGAUUAAGCAGGAUGAAAGUGCCCAAGCAUUCUCUUUAGAGGCAACAAAGGUGUCAGAGGCUUCUGCAUCUCCAGUGUCGGAGAUGGCUACAUCUUCACUGGAAACAAUGGCUUUGACGCCAGAUCCGCUUGAAGAACUGACAAGUAAUGAUGCCGUUGUUGAGAAAGAGCUCAGGGAAUCUGAAGAGCUAGUUGAACAGUCCCCUGAAAAGGCCCUUGAGAAGUUUAAGCAGCUUCUCCAAACCGACCCACGAAACCCCAUAGCCAGCUAUGGCAAAGCACUGGCCCUGGAGAAGAUGGCCGAGCGGAGGAAGAGCAAUUCAAUCCUGGAACAGAGCAUCCAGGCGUACUUGGACGUGAUGAAGUUGCCAAGCAAGGAAUGGUACCUCAGAGCGGGAAACAAGGCUGUGGAUCGGAUGCGCUUCCGAGGAUUUUUUACCAAAGCUAUAAAACUGCAGGCGGAAAUGAGCAGCAAGUUCCCUGAGGAUGUUGGAAUCAAGAAUCAAAUGGCAGUUUCCUACCUGAUGAUCGGCCAAGGAAAAGUUGCUGCCCAGCUGCUUGAACAGGUUUUGAAACAAGACCCAAGCAAUGGGUUUGCAAAGGUGCACUAUGGUUUUAUAUUGAAGACUGAAAAGAACGACUUGGAAGGUGGCAUCAAGUACCUCAGUGAAGGCAUUGCAACUAGGGAGCCAGGAGUCAUAGAUGGACGCUUUUUCUUGCACCUUGGUGACGCUCUCCAGAGGACUGGACAAAAUGAAAAGGCCCUGGAGGUCUACAAAGAAGGAGUCAAGGAGGGGCUCUUUGCAUCUGUUUACCAGCGCUCUCUGUACAGCGUCGAUGGCCUGAAAGCACAGCCAUGGUGGGACCCAAAGGAAACGCCGUAUGCAUCAGAUCUUAAGGAACUUGAAAAGCACUGGAUUGACAUAAAGAAUGAGGCACUCUCUCUAAUGACUGACAAAGGUUUUAAACCUGAAGCUGAGAACCUGAGGGACUCUGGCGACUGGAAGCAAUUCGAAAUGUUUGUGAGAGGUCGAAAAAUUGAGAGGAACUGCAGAUUGGCUCCUAAAACCUGUGCACUGAUAAGCCUUAUGAAAGAUGCUGCUGGCUGCAAGAGAGGGCAGGCAAAGUUUUCUGUCAUGCACCCAGGCACCCAUGUUUGGGCUCAUGUAGGGCCAACAAACUGUCGACUUCGCUCACACCUUGGACUUGUAGUGCCCCCAAAAGUUCGCAUCCGAGUGGCCAAUGAGACAAGGGAAUGGAAAGAAGGCAAAGUGCUGAUGUUUGACGACUCCUUUGAGCAUGAAGUUUGGCACGAAGGGGACAGCUUGCGCCUAGUGCUCAUUGUUGAUUUUUGGCACCCUGAUCUAUCGGCUAGUCAGAAAGCCAGCUUGUCGCCUAUCUAGCUUUUACUAAUUCUGGCUUUUGACUCUGAUUAAUAAUUUAUAAAGUCAUUGAAUUCGCUAG
Rhipicephalus microplus (southern cattle tick) is the source of this 2355-nucleotide messenger RNA. Its product is annotated as aspartyl/asparaginyl beta-hydroxylase. Gene Ontology annotation, cellular component: endoplasmic reticulum. NCBI's taxonomy places the organism in Eukaryota, Metazoa, Arthropoda, Arachnida, Ixodida, Ixodidae. Gene Ontology annotation, biological process: peptidyl-aspartic acid hydroxylation. The record is from RefSeq and is a predicted model, not a curated record. Gene Ontology annotation, molecular function: peptidyl-aspartic acid 3-dioxygenase activity; protein binding.